AAUACCAUUUGUUACAAUAACGAGCAGCUGCAGUUGAUACAAACAGCAAGAAAAUUGGUAUUCGACUAUCUUAUAAACUUGCAGGCUGAAGUUGGAGGUUGUGCAUCCUAUUUCUUUGUCUCUGUUAUUUGUUCCUGAGUUGAUGGGUUUCUAAUUUACAGUAUGAGUUGUGGGUUUGCUCAUUCCCCAGCUGCAAUUACUGCUUUGAUACAUCCUUCCAAAUUUGAAUCUGUAAGGGUUUCCUACCAUACAAAAUGUAAAUGUCUAAAAUCGAAGCUGUACCAAAAUCUUGCUUAUCUUGGUUCAUUCAAGUUUAAUGGCUGUGAAGUAGAACUUCCACCUCAGAUUGCAUUUCAACCUCACCCAAACGUGUUUCUGAUCAAAGGCAAUCAUCCCCAAAAUGCGGAUUUUCCUCGAUGCUACUCAAAGAAAGAGAAGAAGCCCUUCCCGAUACCUGUUUUGGAGCUAAGACGAGCUGCCAGGGAGAGACAAAAGAGCAGAAAGGGGAAGCCCAGGAAACCAGUAGUACCUCCGAGGAAUGGGAUGCUAAUACGAAGGCUUAUACCGGUCGCAUAUGAAGUUUUCAACUCCAGGAUCAAACUGAUUAACAAUCUUAAAAGGCUCUUGAAAGUGGUGCCAGUGCAUGCUUGCAAAUGGUGUAACGAAAUUCAUGUGGGACCUGUUGGCCAUCCGUUCAAGUCAUGCAGAGGACAGCAAACCGAGCGCCGCAAGGGACGGCACGAGUGGAUACAGGCGACUAUUGAGGACAUAUUCUUGCCAGUUGACGCCUUUCACCUCUUCGAUCGUCUUGGGCCACGUAUUCCUCAUGAAGAAAGAUUUUCCACCCCUAGGGUACCAGCACUUGUUGAACUUUGUGUCCAAGCUGGGGUUGACUUACCUGACCUUCCUACAAAGAGGAGAAGAAAACCAGUAAUUCGUAUAGGGAAAAGUGAAAUAAUUGAUGCUAAUGAAGAUGACUUGGUAGAAGAAACUUUUACACCAGAAUUCAAUGAGAUAAUUGAUGCUAGUGAAGAUAACUUGGUGGAAGAAGAUAUCGCGCUGGUAGUUCCUGAAACAUACACCUUGCAUGAUAUCUUACCUGAUUCGGAGAUACAAUCUCCGUCAAAUGCUGAAGAACUAGCCUUACUCUCUGAGGAGACAGUUGAAGCAUGGGAUAAGAUGAGACAAGGGGCGAAGAAGUUGAUGAGGAAAUAUUUAGUGAGAGUGUGCGGAUACUGCCCGGAGGUGCACGUGGGACCCAGUGGACACAAGGCACAAAAUUGUGGGGCAUAUAAGCACCAGCAACGAAAUGGGCAACAUGGGUGGCAAGCAGCGACCCUUGAUGAUUUGAUACCACCGAGGUAUGUGUGGCAUGUUCCCGAUGUGAGAGGUCCUCCUCUGCAAAGGGAGCUGCGGAACUUUUAUGGGCAAGCUCCGGCUGUGGUGGAGAUUUGUGUGCAAGGGGGUGCUGUUGCACCAGAAGAUUAUAGGUCAACAAUGAGGCUGGAUGUUGGGAUUCCAAUCGAUAUUAAAGAAGUUGAGAUGGUAGUUUGACGUGAGUCCAUUUCUUAUGUAUGCAAAACAUAAUUAAUGUAUGUAAGCUGAAGUUCUAUGGCAUUAAAUGUUUUUGCGGCCUCCAAUUUGUGCUACACUUGUGAUUUCACCUGCUUGUGAGCUGGGUGAACAGAAGUGUAUUAGUAUCAGUGACGAAAGAAAUGUUCCCAAAUUCAUGGCAAGCUAGUAAGAGAAAGAAUGUACUGUCCAAGAUAUGAACUGUUGCUCUCAGAGGUCGCUUUGGAGUAUCGAGCGUCGUAGAAGGCAUAAAAAGAGAUGGCGAUUCAGGAAUCUGUGGAUUUUUCAGUUGUUAUGGAACAGAACGGUAAAAUUUGGCAAAACUGAUGAUGAUUGUAGUUGUAAUAUGGGAUUUUGUUCUGUUAAUUGUGUUAUGCAUGAAUAGUUAAUUCAUGAUAGAGAUCUACUACCUUCAAGAAAGUCUCUUUCAACUUUUGUUUGGAGCAAAUUUACUCCACCCAAGUUCAUUUGUAUGAUUGUAUGUACUGCGGCAA
This is a messenger RNA of Papaver somniferum (opium poppy), 2066 nucleotides long. Its product is annotated as APO protein 2, chloroplastic-like. The record is from RefSeq and is a predicted model, not a curated record. The transcript is spliced from 3 exons. The coding region runs from base 163 to 1554 and encodes 463 amino acids. Lineage: Eukaryota; Viridiplantae; Streptophyta; Magnoliopsida; Ranunculales; Papaveraceae. Gene Ontology annotation, molecular function: RNA binding.